CAUGUUUAGAAAAUGGAAAUCCGACAGUAAAUAGAUGCAAGGAUCCCCAUUCAUUUUAAAAACCAAUACAGAAAAUUCUUAACUUGUGUUGAAGAUGAUAAAUUCCACUCAAAAGGCAAUAUACUCGGAGUCUAUGUUGACAAGAAGGAUGUAACAUAUCAAGGAAUGAAUGUUGUGUUUAUGCUUGUCCAUUAACAAAGUCACCGGUACAUGCUAGUGGUGCAGUAUGGCCGCUAACACACACCUGUUCGGCGACAAGGAGACCAAUAAUUGGUUCAAAGCGUGCAUAGGACUCAAUGUUACGAAGGAAGGACUCAUUAACUUUCUUUGCACAGAAUUACAGAAAGUACACACCGUUGUUGGUAGAAGUUGUGGAAACUGCCCUAUCGAAAAUCUCAUACAAUGUCCAACAAAGCCAUAUUGUAACAAGAGCAAUCGGAAUAAUUGUCUUUUUCACAAAUCGCUGAAAACGCAGCCAUGCCCGAUAUGUGAUAAAGUAAAACAUAAUAUCAUAUUACAACACAGAUAUGGUGGACCUUCCUGGAAGAACACUCGUGCUGAAAAGUGGGCACUAAAUCAUUGGGAAAUAGGCAAAUGCUACCUACCUCCAGACGGAUAUAGCAGCAUUUCCUCGGUCCAGGAAUCGGACUUUAAUGGUGUGAUAAGCAUCAUGUUGAAUUGCCUACAUUUCCAAACAUGUCUCUCCCCUUUAUGUUUAUCACCUCCACCGCCUGAUAAGCAAUGUCCACUAGAAAAGGUCCGUCAGAUUGGCCGAGAUGUACGACACACAUCCGACUGCAAGGUUACAGAUGCUGACCUGCAGGACUAUUUUCAGACACUGUCCGCGCUCCUUGCUGACCCACAAUACUUGCAACAUGAUCCUUCAGCCAUGAAAGCAUGUACAAAACUUAGUGAUUUGCAGAAUGAUCGUAUGUCCUUUGAAGAACUGGGCAAGCUAUUGAAAGAAGCCAAUCAAACUCUCGAAGAUGCAAAAAGGGCAAGCGAAUGUUUUUCUGAGAAGGCAGAAAGGACCAUGGUAAAAGCUCUGCAGAAAUUGGGUAAAACUACUAUGUUUUGGGAGCAACGUCUUCAAAGCAAGACCAAACUUGGGGAACACCGCCUUGAAAGAAAGACACAGUUUGAUGAACAACGCCUUUACAGCAGGACAAAAUAUGGGGAAUACUGCCUCGAAAACAAGGCUUUCUUUGGGGAAAAACGCCUUCAAAGCAAAACACAGCAUGGAGUAGAACGAAUUGAAAGCAAGGCAAAGUAUGGCGAGCAACGCAUUGAAACAAUGAUAAACAAGGCGGAUCAAUGUCUUGAUAGCAAGGUACAUUAUGGAACACAACGCAUCGAAAUCAGUGUGCAACAUGGCAUUGAGCUCAUGCAACAGGCAGCAAAUAAAACUGCACAAGCAGACUACGAACGAGACGUAGCAGAUCUUCGCCGUCGUUUGGCGGACCAUUACCGUGACAAAGCGAGCAAUGUGCCCCUUUCAGUAUUGGACCAGAGUCUUGAUAAACGUAUAACAGAUAUAUAUGCAACGCCGAAAAUUCACCGAGUUGAAAUAACAAAAGAUGGAAAACGCGUUAAAAAGGAGCAAGUGCUGACCUACAAAGAACUCUUUAACCCAGACGAUACAAAGCCAAAUCGACGUUUAUACGUACAAGGCGAGCCCGGCAGCGGCAAGUCUACGUUUGCAGCUAAGUUAGUUCAUAAUUGGUGCGAUGGAAAUCGGCCUUCAACGGCAGCCCCAAACGAUAAUUCAUCGUUUGAUGACUUAUUAAUCAUUCAAAAUUUUCAGUUCAUGUUUUUCAUCGCGUUGAGAGAAUCGAGAGGUUCGACCGACGUAACGCAUAUGAUAAAGAAACAACUUAUUGACACAUUGUAUUCCGAGGAAAAACGUGAUGCAAUGUACAAACUUGUACUCCAAAUUAUAGAGACGGAAUUGUGCCUUGUAGUGCGAGACGGUCUAGAUGAAUGGGUGGCACCUGACGGUAGUAGCCUGGUUGAACCUUCGAUGGCGGGGUUUCCAAAUGACAAGUGCGUGGUUCUUACAACAUCUCGACCAUGGAAACUGGCUGAUGAACGAAUCAAGAACUCACAGAUCGACAUUCUCGUAGAGAUCGAAGGGAUUAAUGAUCCAGAUACAUUUUGUGAAAGGGUACUGCGCUGCAUACUUGACGAGAGUGAAGAUAUUAAGACAACGGCUUGGAAAAUUAGUUGCUUCAUAUCAGAUCGUAAACUGACCUCAUUAUCAUAUUCACCGAUGUUGUACACGCUUGUAAUUUGCACGUGGACAGACACUAUGGAGGAAGAGAAACAUUUGAACGGAUUUUCAUUGUGUGCAUUGUAUACUACUUUGCUUGAAAGCCUUUGUAAGAAAGCUAACGAUAUAACUGGCUUUUUUAACGAUUUAAAUCCGCCUCAGGUGAAAUGCUUUUCAAGCUCAAGUUACCUGCGGCCGAUCAUUCAAAAAGUAGAUGUCAUUUCAAAAGCUGCUUUCAAUCUUUUGUUUUCUCCUGAAAAGGAAAAGUCUAUUGUAUUUACAAAUCAUGAAUUGUCAAACUAUCUUACACAAUCUGAACAAGAAUUUGCUCUCAAAGCAGGACUGAUAUCGAAACGGAAAACUAAAAAAGCUUUUAAUUCGUCUUUCUCAUUUCUCCACAAAAGCAUUCAGGAAUUCCUGGCUGCUUAUCAUAUUGCCCGCAAUGCACAUUUGAUUGAUGACGUCAUUUCCGGAUAUCUGGGACGUCAAUCGGAUGCAUAUGUCGACAUAUCCCAGGUGUUCAUAUUCCUAUGUGGACUGAACGUAUCGGCUGCCAAUAAGCUAUCUGGCAUUAUAGAUGAACAUUAUGUUAGUGAUGGUACAUUCCAUUCAUUUGAUUACCGUACUUUUGAAGGAAUCAAAAAUUGCAUGUUACUAUAUAAGGCGGGAUACAGAGAAGCUGUUUCAAAUGACCAAACUGGCAUUCUCUUCAAAAUCGAUCGAUUGGAAAUCGAUGAGAAAAGCUUAAGGCCAUCAUUUUUAUAUGUUGUGUUUAUCAGGAAAUGUUUAAGAAGAAUUAAGUGGCAGAGGAUAAAUAAAAUUAAAAUUAGAGCAUGGGAGGAGAAGUUAAUUUACGAAUCAAUAUUUAUAUUUGUGUUGUCAGAAUAUCUUGCAUAUUGGUGAUUUUUUGUGUAAAUUAGUGUAAAUAAGUACUGAAAAUAUGUGCCUUUACAUUAACUACAACAUUUAUUGCCAAUAAUGCAAAGCUAACUCUUUUUAUUAAUAACUGAUCACAGGGACUGGGCAAUAAUAAAAGAUCACAGGGACUGGGCAAAUACGCGAACCGGUGAAACUUUCUGGUUUUGUAUAAAAAACAAAACAUAAUCAAAAUAUAUUUAUUUUGUGUUUUUUCUAACAAUAGCACAUACUUUUGUACGUAGUGGAGUGGUUACACGCUCGCUGCACAUGUGAGAGGCCCGAGGUUAGAGCCCCAGUAGAAUCAAUUAUUCUAUUUGUGUUCUAUGUUAACUUUUUGUUUUGAUGUAGACAUUUUAGUUUAAAGAAAUAUGCUGUUUUGUUGAAACCAUUUUUUGUUUUUAUU
Messenger RNA from Dreissena polymorpha, 3590 nucleotides. RefSeq lists its product as uncharacterized. The transcript is spliced from 5 exons. The record is from RefSeq and is a predicted model, not a curated record. Lineage: Eukaryota; Metazoa; Mollusca; Bivalvia; Myida; Dreissenidae. Bases 227 to 3172 code for a protein of 981 amino acids.